AUGGCCGACAGAAGAGGAGGAGGAGGUCAGUGGCAGCCACGAGAAGGUAAGAAGUUAUCGAUUUUAUUUUAAAAUUUAUAAAAAUACAUCAAAAAUCGAUGUUUUCGAAUUGUUAUGAAAAAAAAUUGCAGACAACAAAUGGAGGCCGUACGGAGGCGGCGGCGGCUGGCGAGGUAACAACCGAGGCGGAAAUCCACGUGGCAGCGGCGGGUGGCGCGGAAAUCAAGACAAUUGGCGCGGCGGGGGCGGCGGACGCGGAUUUCCGCGCGGAAACAAUCAGAAUCGCGGCGGCUGGAAUCGCGGCGGCGGAGGAUUUCGGGGCGGAAGAGGCGGCGGACCUCAUGAGGUGAGCUGAAUUCAGUUAACUCAAAAAUAUACAAUUCUCCCAAAUUUAGGGUCCAAUCGACGCAAAAAGAUGCAUAAUUCCGUCGAUGUGGGCGAAUCCGUGGCUGAAAUUGGAGGCCGAGUACGAAAAAGAAUACGGAAUCGCCAUUUCAGAGGUAAACUUUUUUCCGUUUAACUUUUCGAAUUCUUACCUUUUUUCAGGUGCAAGCCAUCGAAAAUCAACCGGAAAAUCUCGAAAUUCAAGCUGAACUUCCAGAAACAUCGCCGCCAGAAAAUUCUCCGAUCUCUGCUGAAAAUUGA
Molecule: messenger RNA, 645 nt
Organism: Caenorhabditis sp. 36 PRJEB53466
Lineage: Eukaryota; Metazoa; Nematoda; Chromadorea; Rhabditida; Rhabditidae
Source: the annotation of a GenBank genome assembly